Hibiscus syriacus is the source of this 862-nucleotide messenger RNA. RefSeq lists its product as uncharacterized. NCBI's taxonomy places the organism in Eukaryota, Viridiplantae, Streptophyta, Magnoliopsida, Malvales, Malvaceae. Bases 117 to 842 code for a protein of 241 amino acids. The record is from RefSeq and is a predicted model, not a curated record. The transcript has 3 exons.
CCAAUACACGCGUCCUCACAUAUUCUUCUCUACUCCAUCUCUUUUGUUCGACCACCUUGACCAUUUCCAGAUCACACGGAGAAACCAGAGACCCUAAACCCAAAAAAGAGGAGAAGAUGCAAUCAAGAUUGGCAACGGCAGCAUCAAGAACGAAUUCGCCGCUGUAUGCAGCCGGUAAUUACCAGGCUUUGUUUCGAAGAUUUGCAUCCGGAGCUUCCGUUAAAGGAAGAACAGCUGACCCUGAAAUUCAGUCCGGUGAACUCGAAGCCGGACCCGAAGUUCACACCGGUGAAGCUCAGGGCAUAGAAAACCAUCGAGAUGAUGACCAUGAAUUUAAUGAUUUCCGAUCACAGAAAGAGACCAAACCCUGUUCCGAAACGGAUCCGCUAAAACGAUCCAAUCUGCCACAUGAAAGUUCUCCGAGACUCAAGAGUUCACCGGUGAACCAUCCCUUGGAACCCAACGUUCAACAAAGGCGUACCAAAGUCAGUGCUUCGGCCGUAGAAGAAGUGACCUGUGUAGGUGUCGACGGCACGCCCUUGCCGGAGAGCAAAGAAGGGGACAAGAGAGAGAAAACGAAGGAUGACAAGGAGUAUUUCAGGGAUCACAAGGCGUCUCCUCUGUCGGAGAUCGAGGUGGCGGAUACGAGGAAACCGAUCACGAGGGCCACCGAUACAAAACAUAGUGGGGGAGAUGUGAUCGGGUGGAAGCCGGAGCAGCUUCUGACGGCUGAAGAGACGCUUUUGAGGGCAUCGGAGAUUUGGAAGGAGAACGCCAUGCGUGGGAUUCCCGAGCUACCGCAUUCUCGAAGACUGAGGGAACUGCGUGGUGAAUGGUUUUGAUUUCAAGCGAAUCCAUGCUA